This is a messenger RNA of Brassica rapa (field mustard), 7183 nucleotides long. RefSeq lists its product as uncharacterized. NCBI's taxonomy places the organism in Eukaryota, Viridiplantae, Streptophyta, Magnoliopsida, Brassicales, Brassicaceae. The record is from RefSeq and is a predicted model, not a curated record.
AGAGGUCAACAAUAAUGGAAGAGUGAAUCUUUUUUACUGACUUAUACUCUUUUUUGUCAACUUUUUCAUAAAAUAAUUACGAACCAAUAACCACUCUGAGAUACAUGUAUCAGAGUCUUUAGUAAUUAAAGAAGAUUAUAUACUACUAUGUGUUAGGAGCUUUUCCUAAGUGUUAAAUGUAUGUGGUAUGUACUAUGUAGAGAUAUAUAUUAGGCUUUAAAUGUAUACAGUGAUUUAUAUACAUAGGAGAUUCAGAAUACUCUGACUGCAUAUAUUUCAGCACUGUCCAUGCAAAUUUAAUUAUAGUUAUUUCAGAAAGAAAAUUCAGAAUAUAUUUUGAGAUAUUUUCUAAAAAUGUUUGAGAAAUCUCUUUGUCGACCAAACAAAGAAUGCUUGAGAUAUUUUGGGUUCGUAUUGACGACUGAUUUAUAGUAUUUUUAUUUGUUUACGAUUUCUCCGAUGCUUAGUCGAUGCAAAUGUUGGAUAUUCGACACGUAGUAAUGUUCGUCUCCCACUUGUGCUCAGAUUCCACUCGCAACACUGAUUCACCAUUCACGAAGAUGUGUAUACGACCACGUCUAUGUAUGCGCCGUCGUAUAACUGCAAAGAAAAUACACAAUUAAUUAAUAUCUAAGAAGAGCAUACAGAUGAACUAUACAGCGAGUGUACAAAUUGCUCAGCAAAGACCCUCAAAAUACAAGUUUGGAGAUAAAGAUUACUUAGAGCAAUAGAGCUUCCGUGACAGAAAAAAAGAUUACUUAGGGUAUUUCCAUCCAUACUCCAUUUUUUCCUAUGUAAUGGAGUAAAUGUGAAUAUAGAACAAAGAAAUGGAAUAGUAUUGAAGCAAUUUUACUCUAUUUUCACUUUUACUCCAUUUUGAAGGAAAAAUAAAGUUUUACAUUGGAGAUACAAUUUUACAGAGUAAAGAAGUUCAAAAAACUCGAUGAACUGUGUUUUCAGAAUUGAUUUUAAAAGUAUAAUUUGAUAUAAAAAAUUUCCAUGCUGUCUUUUUUUCUGUCUUGGUUCUUACUUACGUGAUCACAAAGUAUGCAUAGUAGAUGAGAUCAAUCGAUUAUUUGUUGGGGAAUGUUAGAUAUAAAGAUAGAAAAUCACAAGUGUAAGUUUUGUAGUAGAAGAGCAUUGGUUCGCGUAAAUAAAGAUCUGCUGAAAAAGGUUUUGAUAGUGCAGAGCAAUCCUCUGGUGAAGAGGAAACUAAUUAAAGUAUUAUUAGUCCUCCUCCUCUGAAAAUCAUAACUAAAAAAUCCAAAACGUUAUAUCCAUUUAUAUCAUAUCUACCUAUAAAUACUAAACUAAAAAUUAAAAAAAAAAUACAGAAACAUAGUGAUAUCAUAGACUUUUGUGUCAAAAUGUGCUAAAAAUAUUAUUUUACAAAGCGUAUGUCUAUUGUUGAACGUACGUGAGCACAAUGCUCAGCUGAAAAAUCAACCAGUUGUAAUUUUCUUUCCACGUGAAAGUUUACAAUAUAUAUUCAACAUAUCUAGUGAUGAUCAGCUUCUAAAUAUGUUAAGUUUUUCAGUCAGGUUCUUGUUCUUGAUCAGAAAGACGUCAUCACACAAAACACAGAGAAUCUAAAACAAGCGAAAAAAGAACGUGACACGCGCGCCACAGGCCCACAGUCGAGCCGUGGAAUAGAAUAUGUCACUAUAUUACUGCCUGAUAUUGCUGCACCUGCAACACACUAACUCCCUCGCAUCCAGCUGUGACCAAAAUUGAAUGAUGUCUACGUAUGCCCAUGAGAAAGUGUGGAACACGCACCUUUUUCUGGGACCCACUCAUUCUCAAGUGUCUGAAACUGACUCUUGCCUGCCCAAAGUAUCUUGUUUUUCUUUUGUAGCCUAAGCGACACGUGUUUAGUCUCACGUGGAUACUUUAAGAUGCUUUCUCGGUGACUUCUCCAUGACUCGAAUUCGGCGCUCAUCCACGUUUCCGUAUUUGUCUUAUAAGACCUCGUAAUAUUUAUUUAUUAUGACUAACAGCUCUUUUGUUUUGAUGCUUAAGAUUAUACCCUGUAUUUCUAAUACAAUUCCAGUUCAGACACCUUAGCCGAAUUAUAUUCUUUUUUUGGUUGGACGUAUUUUCCUGUUUUAUUACCUUCACAACUUUAUAAAAAUAUUUACAUCACGAGAUUUAGUUAUAUAUAAACUUUAGACUUUACUAUGUCGGUAAAAGUAUUUGGUCGAUUAAAUUUUUAUCUUUAAAAUUUCAAUUAAAUAGUUUAAAAUUUGUUAUAAUAAACUAAAGAAAUUCAGAGUCAUCUAUAAAUGUUCUUUGGCAGUGAAAAUAUUAAUAUGUCUUCAUAUCACGGUUUGAAUAUGGAUCGUUAUCUGAGACAUCUACGAUUUAAAACUUAAAGCUUAUUCCUUGUAUUUAAUAAAAAACUAUGGAGUUUUUGAACAUUCAAGUACAUAAUGAAUAACAAAUUAUUCAUUAUGGGUACAGCUGGUAGUCUCAAAUGAAUAUGGUAGCAAUAAGUAAACAUUAAAAACAAAUCUUUCUCCUUUUAUAUACUCCAUGGGAAUAAUGAUUGUAGAUAUUUUGAAUUUUCCCACUGAUAUUUUAUGAUGAAGCCACAAGAUUGUUACACACGUCCUCUUUGGUAUAAAGGAGCAGGUCUAAAUUCAACAAGCUUGGGACAGCAAGAAAGCAUGACAAUCCCACUUAUACUACAACACGUUGCAUAAUAUAGCUGUAACGAAACAGACGUACCCGUAUCGCCACGUGACUGUCAACAAUGCGUGUGACCAAACCUAUAACAAAGAGAUCAACGGGACGACCUUAAGAGCAUUUCAAUGGGAUAUUUUGGUGCGUAGAUCUUUUUUAUUAAAAAAAUUAAUAGAAUACAAUAUAGCUGGCCGGUUUGGUUGAUUGUAUAUUACAUACUUAAUUAGGAGACUACACUAUUUGCAAUAAUUUUUAACACGUAACCUUAAUUGUCUUGGAACUUCUUUCCCAUAUGAUGCUUCACGAGAUGGAAAGACAGCACUUUCGUUUACUCAAAAUAUUAUCUAAAAACUAGAGGCUAUAGAUUAGUCUAAAUAAUAUGAGAACAUUCAGAUAACACUCGAUUGUCCGUUCAGUUCUUAUUUAUUAUUCCAUACUUCAGUCGUUGUUGGACUUCAGGAUGCGUACGUUGAUGGUCUACAAAUUUAAUCUACAAUGUAUGCUUGUUAACACAUGUUAAGGGACUAUGAAAUGCAAAGCCAAAAUGCCUUAACAUGAAAUAUUACAAUUACUUAGAACAAAACUGUGCCUUUGUAGCGUUGUUAUAUAUAUUCUGAUUCUUUAAAGAUAUACUAAAUAAAUAGAUACAACUGUUAUCUAUUUAAUUGCGACUAGUUUUUGACAUCUGUGUACCGAUAAUAUUUAUUAUACAUCGCCGUGGAAUCGGCAUGCACCGUGACAUUUUCCCAACAUGCAAGCAUACGAUAUUUUUUUCUAUUUUUCAACAAUUUUCUAGUAUUAUUUGUCUUUUCCGUAUUUAGAAUUCAGAACCUGCGACGGCGGGACCUACCACAAUAUUCACUGUAAACUCUACUAUGAUUAAAUCAUGUGAUGUCAAUUGUUUAAACUAAUAGUGAACCAAAAUCACAAAGUGAUUACGGCCAUUAGUUUCCAUCACCUUUAUUUCAUAUAUAGAUGAUCGCUAGUAAUCAGUUUACCUGAAUGAAGUAACCGUUAACGAAAAAGAUUGAAAUGAACGUAAACCAAACCUAAAGUAAUAUAAGACUACACGAAAGUAAUUCUAAACCUAAAGAUACGUAUGCAAAAACCAUAUACAGAAAAUUUGUAGAUAUUAUUUAGCUUCAAGCCGAAACUUCCUUCGUUUGCGUUCAAGUUUAGAUCUGAUAUAUAGGAGGUUGCAGGCAGCCGAAGUCAAGUUAACAUGUUUACGAACCUCAACACACCAUGACCCAAACUUUAUCUAGCAAAGUGUAGAUCUAAUCUAGAAACCCAUGUCAUUGUUCAAUAUGUACGGAUAAAGUGGUAAGCAACAGAGGUUAAUCAUAAGGUUCCAUAAGCGAUGUCUUGAAAUAGUACGUAGACCAAUUUUCUACUUCUUGAAGUUUGAUCAAUUAAAGCUUUAGAUAUUGCCGUAACACAAUUCUUCCCUUGAUGUUUCAUAUGCUCACUCGCAUGCUAGAUUCUCUUUUAUCUAUGUGAAUAUUCCACGAAGAAGAAAAAAACGAACUAUCAAGCCUUUUUUUUGCGCAACCAUUACUAGUAUGCAUCAAAGUCUGCCACAUGAUUAGAGAUAUGAACAUGAUGGUUAACUAUGAUUUCAGAAGAAGCCGAGUGUUCGAUAUGUUGUGUACAUUCGUCGAUGGAGAAGAAAGUAACAAACUUCAAAAGAGUGAAUGAGUCGAUGGUAUUCGCGGGAAAUCGAGUGCGUACCUAUAAAGGCCCAAAAUGUCCCCAAAAGGCCUGCAAUCAGCUCACAGAGCAUAUCUACGAUUUGGCAAUCCAAGGUAUCAACAUGAGCAGGCCCGGCCUGAACAUGAGCGUCUUAAUUGAUACCUCAAAGUCAUCACUCAUCAGGAUUAGGAUCGUUUAUGCAUCAAAAGCAUAUCUCAACUUUGUUUCAAAUUAUAAGUAUCAAAAAGCGCAAAACAAAUUGUGAGUUGAGUUAUAUUGUAGCUUAUCACUAUAUACGUUCGACAACAAAUGCUUUCAUUUUAUUUCUAAUUCAUCUUAUUUCCCUUAACUAAUACUUUCUCAUUUGUUUCUAUUCCAUUUUGUAUAAUUUUAAGUUAUUUAACACACUAUUUGAUUAAAAAAAAGAAUAAGUUAUUUAACACAUUCACUAUGUUUAUAAAACUGAGAACCAGUUACCGCCUUGGAUGAUACUCAAUCUGUUACCAUGUAUUCGAAAGUUCUCUUAUCUUUGAGACUGAGGUUGUCUCCGACAUUUGUGUGUUUCAAUCACGUGUCAACCUCUUUUUCUAUUUAUGUAUGUUUAUCCCACAGUUGUCACUCAAAAACGGGAAAACCAAAAAAGGUAAAAAACAAAAAUAACUACUAAAAAUAAAAAAAAGUUCCAGCCACCGUCGGGGUAAUCCCGUAAAAUUUCUAACAAAACUCCAUUCCCACGGCGUAGGCAAGUGGGUAACUCUGUAAAUUAAAAUGAUCUCCGGUGAUGAAUAAGAUCCACUCCCUCACACCGGAGUAGAUUUCACGUUGUUCUCUUCUCACAUCCACAAAAAAAAAACAUGAAGCUGAAUCGCGGUUGCAGCGGAGAGCACGGCCACCACCACCACCACGAGGCCCUGAAGUUUUCAAAUUUCUUUUUCAUGCCGGAGCGGCCACGUGACUACCUCGUGCUUUUCACUCGCGUCUCCGUCCUCACGUGCCUCAUCUUCUCCGUCUCUCUCGUUCUCCGCAUCACUUUUCUAUCCUCCUCCUCCGCAUCGGACUAUUCCUCCUCUUACGGUCUCCGUUUCUCCGCCGUUCCUCAGAAAGCCUUAGCUCUCCCUCCGACAAGAUCCUUAGGUCCGAUUAAUAUCUCCCACGUUCAGUUCUGUAUAGCCGGAGCAGCUGAGACCUGGCUCGAUCGUAGCCGGUACACCUCCUUGUGGUGGCGCAAUACCACACGUGGAUUCGUCUGGCUCGAUAAACCGGUGAAGCUUCCGAAAAAUAACUCCGAUAACCGGUUCUCAAUCCCGGUUCGAGUUUCAGAUUCAGGCUGGACCCGGUUUAGAUUUUCCAGCUCGAGAGCCGCGGUUCGGAUCGCUAGGACUAUAUGGGAUAGUUACCAACUAAAGCUACCGGAUGUACGGUGGUUCGUCAUGGGAGAUGACGACACAAUCUUCUUUACAGAUAAUCUCGUGAAGGUUCUCUCGAAGUACGACCACGAGCAGAUGUGGUACAUUGGUGGAAACUCGGAGAGCGUCGAGCAGGACGUGAUGCACGCGUACGAUAUGGCGUUCGGCGGCGGCGGUUUCGCGAUUAGCCGUCCACUCGCGGCGCGUUUGGCAGGCGCGAUGGACGGUUGUCUCCAACGGUAUUUUUACUUCUACGGUUCGGAUCAGAGAAUCGCGGCUUGCGUUAGCGAGAUCGGCGUUCCGUUCACCGAAGAACGCGGGUUUCACCAACUUGACAUAAGAGGAGAUCCAUUUGGGUUUCUAGCAGCACAUCCAUUGACUCCCCUUGUAUCAUUGCAUCACCUCGGUUUCUUAGACUCAAUAUUCCCUAACAAAAAUCCUAUCGAGUCGCUACGAACCCUAACGAAACCUUACAACUUAGACCCGCAUCGAAUACUCCAGCAGGUUAACUGCCAUGACCGCAAGCGUCAGUGGUCCAUAUCCAUUUCUUGGGGAUACUCCAUUCAGAUAUACUCUUACUUCUUGAGCGCUAAGGAGCUGGAGAAGCCGUUGCAAACCUUCAAAACCUGGCGGUCUUUGAGAAAUGGACCUUUCACGUUUAACACAAGGCCCUUGAAACCUGACCCGUGUCAGCGUCCCGUCACUUAUUUCAUGGAUGGAGCAGAGGAUGUGCGGGAUAGUGGGACUAAGACUUGGUAUAGUGUAGGGGAUAAGAAUUAUGGUUAUUGCGGAAAGAGAGAGCAUUCUCGGGUAACUAGGGUGAAGAGGAUACUGGUGACUUCAAUGAAGAUGGCUCCUGAGUAUUGGAACAAGGCACCACGGAGACAGUGUUGCGAGGUGAUGGACGGAGGGGGAAGAAGAAAAGAGAAAGAAAUGUCGAUAAGGAUUAGAAAGUGCAGAUCUUCGGAGACGAUAUAAAAAAACAUUUUAAUUUAAUUACAGAGAUAUAUUUGCACAUACAGACUUUAGAUUCGACCAUAGAUUGGUGACUAAUUUCCUAGAACAAAGAGUAUGAAUCAUCCAUCACUAAACAUUUAUGUUGUGUAACUUAGUUAAAAUUGGCAUAAAACAGAAAUUCAUAUAUGUAUCUAUUUUUAUUCAGUAAAUUAAGUUUGGUUUCUUUUUUCAGUAAAUGUUUUUAGUAAUUAAACCCCUCAACUAAAGAUGAAUCGUAAAAUAAACCCUCAACUAAAAAUCCUGUGAAAUAAACCCUCAACUUCAAUUCCGUUAACAUAUGUUAUCUUCCGUCUAAAAAACCAUGAUGGAGGGUGACAUACAUUAACGGUUUGUAAGUUGAGGGUUUAUAAUGUUGAAAACUUAGUUGAAGGGUUUUUUUUACGAUU